AUGCAUCGGACUUAUUCUAUGCGCGCCACGCGCGCGCCAACUGCGUCACAGAUCCAGAACCCACCGCCUCCCCCCUCGAGCACCAAGUCGCAUAGGCUCUUUGGUCGAGGAGGCUUAGGACAUGCUCUACGACGCAACACGGCCGGCGCCUUCGGACCCGACCUCGCGAAGAAGCUCUCACAACUUGUCAAGAUGGAGAAAAAUGUCAUGCGGAGCUUAGAACUGGUGGCCAAGGAGCGCAUGGAGGUUGCUCAACAAUUGUCAAUCUGGGGCGAGGCCUGCGACGAGGACGUUUCGGACGUCACAGACAAAUUAGGCGUUCUACUAUAUGAGAUUGGCGAGCUCGAAGAUCAAUACGUUGACAGAUACGACCAGUACCGCAUCACCAUGAAGAGUAUUAGGAAUAUAGAGGCUUCGGUACAGCCCAGCAGAGACAGGAAGCAAAAAAUAACCGACCAAAUCGCGCAGCUGAAAUACAAGGAACCGAACUCACCCCGCAUCGUCGUCCUGGAGCAAGAGCUGGUGCGCGCAGAAGCCGAGUCGCUAGUAGCCGAGGCACAGCUGUCCAACAUCACGCGCGAGAAGAUCAAGGCGGCAUACAGCUACCAGUUUGACGCGCUGCGCGAGCACUGCGAGAAGGUAGCCAUCAUUGCGGGGUACGGCAAGCACCUGCUUGAGCUGAUCGACGACACGCCCGUCACGCCGGGUGAGACGCGCGCCGCCUACGACGGCUACGAGGCCAGCAAGGCCAUUAUCCAGGACUGCGAGGACGCCCUGACAAACUGGGUCACGCAGAACGCCGCCGUGAACGCCAAGCUGUCCACCCGUGCCCGCACCCUCUCCCAGCGCCGUCGGAACGGUAUCAAAGCCCGCUCCGAGGGCCAGCAUCUCCUCCAGGGCCAGGGUAGGGUCCAGGGCGGCGUACCGGCUGGUGCCGGGCAUGACUUGUCAACGCAGGACACUCCACUAAGUGAUAGGGAGCAUUGGAUGCCUGUGCGCCACAAGGAGGAGGGGUACGCUGACGAGGGGGAAGAGGAGGUCGAGGAGGAAGAGGAGAAUGACCUGGACGCUCCGAGUCAUACGGUCCUGGGCAGUGAGUCGGGCUUGAACGGCGAGGGUACCCGCGGGCGAAAUCAGGAGCCGGUUGACGCCUAG
Messenger RNA from Canariomyces notabilis, 1155 nucleotides. RefSeq lists its product as uncharacterized. Gene Ontology annotation, molecular function: lipid binding. Gene Ontology annotation, cellular component: plasma membrane; eisosome filament. NCBI's taxonomy places the organism in Eukaryota, Fungi, Ascomycota, Sordariomycetes, Sordariales, Chaetomiaceae. Gene Ontology annotation, biological process: eisosome assembly; endocytosis. The transcript has 5 exons. The coding region runs from base 1 to 1155 and encodes 384 amino acids. The record is from RefSeq and is a predicted model, not a curated record.